This is a messenger RNA of Drechmeria coniospora, 510 nucleotides long. Its product is annotated as Nuclear transport factor 2 domain containing protein. Gene Ontology annotation, biological process: protein import into nucleus. The transcript is spliced from 2 exons. NCBI's taxonomy places the organism in Eukaryota, Fungi, Ascomycota, Sordariomycetes, Hypocreales, Ophiocordycipitaceae. Bases 1 to 510 code for a protein of 169 amino acids. The record is from RefSeq and is a predicted model, not a curated record. Gene Ontology annotation, cellular component: nuclear pore central transport channel.
AUGACGCUUCCUGAUGCAGACACCGAGGUCAAAGCUUCGAGCGAAGCCGCCGAGAAUUUCAUCAGCCAUUUCUACCAAGCACUCAACAACCUCUCCAAGCUGGACAACUUCUACGUCAACUCUUCCGCAAAGUAUUCCAUUCCCGCCGACAUCUCCAUCAACGGACAGGUUGUCCCCACCGCCACCGAAUACUUGAAGCUGCUUGAGGGACAGGGCCGAGACGUUCGCUACGAAGUCGAGUCCCUGGACGCCCAUGUUGUCAACCCAUCAUCAGGAUUCGGCGCGCCGGAGACGCUUCACGACAAUACGAGAGUCGAAAGGAACGGAGGACGCAUGUCCGUCGUGGUAACGACCAUGGGCCGGGUCCAGUUUGGCAAGGGACGAGAGGCGCCGCAGAGGAUGUUCAACGAGACCUUUGUCCUCGUCCCCAACUGGGAUGCCCUGGCGAGGAAUCCUCCGCGAGGACUGAAGAGGUGGCUCAUCCUGUCGCAAAACUUCCGAGCGUUAUGA